This is a messenger RNA of Anopheles bellator, 987 nucleotides long. Its product is annotated as nuclear pore complex protein DDB_G0274915. The record is from RefSeq and is a predicted model, not a curated record. NCBI's taxonomy places the organism in Eukaryota, Metazoa, Arthropoda, Insecta, Diptera, Culicidae. The transcript has 2 exons. Bases 1 to 987 code for a protein of 328 amino acids.
AUGUCCCAAUUUACGUCCCAUGUGCACGUGAGCCUAUCACUUGCGUUGCUAGCGAUCGCGCUCUGUACGAUCGAUGGAUCACCGUCCACCGCAUCAUAUAAUCCGGAAGCGAAAGCAAGAAAACAGAACAACGAUAAUUCGGCCACAGCCAGCCCCACUACUCACGGCGGUAGACCGUCGCUUACAACGUACGAUCAGCGCCAGAAUGGCAAGUACAACAUUCACGUCAACAUUAAAGAUGUGAAAAUAAUUGCGGUGGACGGUGAGAAUCUGGAGGGCAAUUUAGGGGAUGACACCGUGUACGACUACGGAGACUACGAUUACGAUCCUGCUCAUCUGACCAUCAGUCCGUUACCGAUCUUUGGUUCCGGCUCCGUGUCCAUCACAAAGCCACCUAAAUCCACUACGAAAGCACCAUUCACCACGACAACUACUACGACUACGACCAAGCAACCCAAUGCUCAGUCGAGUUCUACCGGAAGUGGUUCUUCUAGUACCAUGGAUAGCACAACAUCUACGACCGAGCCGGCAACCACUACCUUGACCCUUGCAGUGCCCGUGAAAAAUGAUAUGGCGAAACCGCAUCUGAAGACGAAUGAUAGUUCAUCGUCAGUUCAGCAUGAUCAGCCCGCGGCCACUGACCAAUCCGUCACCGCCACCAGCACAGCAUCGGACCCACCAUCGAGUAAUAUAAUCGUGAUCAAACCAACCCCAUCGCCGAUACAUUACGAUUAUCAGGAAAUCCCGGUACAGGUGAUAGUGGAUCCUAUAGUACGGCCAAAGUACCGCAGCACUAGCAAUCAUCAGGUUGUGUUUCCACACUCGGUGGCAUUCCAUCGCCAGCACGAUCGGUACCCGAUUCGAAGAAGUUCGAUCCAAUGCCACGAAGGAGAAUAUCGUGAUCGCGAGGGAAACUGUCGGGCACGCCGGUCAGGCAUCCUAAAACUGUUCCGCUUGUUAUCAUCGCUGAACGAGAAAAAUGACUGA